Molecule: messenger RNA, 1227 nt
Organism: Bacidia gigantensis
Lineage: Eukaryota; Fungi; Ascomycota; Lecanoromycetes; Lecanorales; Ramalinaceae
Exons: 2
Coding region: 1-1227 (408 amino acids)
Source: RefSeq, a predicted model, not a curated record
AUGCACACGCAAACGCGCAGGUUGCCAUCACAGCUCAUAUUCCCACUUCCCAAGUUAAGUCAGACAGCUAUUCGCAAAUCGACGGUCAAGCAACAUUCAGAGGUUCCUGACUCCGAUCAACUUGCGGUGGUCGAUCUGAGUACUGUACAAAGGGGAGCGAUGAGCGACAUCGCUAGUCUAGUGGCGUACAGUGCGAACCCUACAGAGGGUGCAUAUGCUCGUCGCCGCCAGUUACCAGGCGGUGCCUCGGAAUGGGUACCUUCUGCAAGUACGUGUGAAAAGACUCGGGAGGAGGAUACCGAACACAUACUCACUUGGCACGUUGUCUUUGGCCUCUUAGCCAUCCUCAUCCUAUACGCCCUUGCAAUGCUUUCAUAUCCGGUGUUGAAGCCCGCAAUCGGAUUCGUCAGUCUCAAAGAGUGGACACCUCAUCGUGAGAACGGAGGCUUGCGUCAACAUACUGGGAGUGGUCUAGACAUUGAGAACAGCUUCGCAUCAUGUAGUCUAAAGGAUGAGUCGGCUUUAAUGUUGACCAGGCAAGCAUCGUACAACAAGUCGAUGUUUGCUCUGAACAGACAGUUUACUUCGGUAUUAGCUUGCCAAGUGAAAUACUAUCAUUUUGGGACUCCACAGGAGACUCUGAAGGUCAUUCGCGACACGAAAUUAUACAUCGACCAAGCGGAGCGGCGUGGGAAGUUACUACUGUCAAAACUUGAAAGACUUAGGCAGAAAUGUAAAGAGCAUCACAGUCAGGUCCUGAGCGAGGUGGAUUCAGAAGCUUGUGGAGAGAAGUACGUUCACAAGGUCCUGCGCAUUCCGAAGAGUCGGCGACAAGACGAGAGCACCAAGGCAGCGCUUGCGAGAUUAGAUUAUCAGCUUCACCUGCGGGCUUCUGAAGAAGCCGUCUUGAAUGCAACCUACGACGCCGAGCAAGAGAUAAGGGUUCUGGGGCACGACAUUGAGAUGAUGUCUCAACUGAAGGGUGACAUACAGCAUUGGGCCAGCCAGGUGCAACAGUGGGUGUACGAUCUCGGCGAAACUAGUAUGGGUUUAGGGUUUGCAGAAGCGAGUCUAUCAAUCACGAAAGGAACUAAAAGCCAGCAUCAAAAGCUGAAGAAAAUGUUCUUCAAUGCCAUGGUCGCUUGCCAGAUGUUUGAUGUUGAUACAUCUGAGGCUUUUUGGAACGAGUUAGAAUGCGUUCCUUUGUUAGGACCAGGAGAUACCUAA